This is a messenger RNA of Octodon degus (degu), 2273 nucleotides long. It is a transcript of the gene Pcbp4, whose product is annotated as poly(rC) binding protein 4. Gene Ontology annotation, biological process: negative regulation of mRNA splicing, via spliceosome. The transcript has 15 exons. Lineage: Eukaryota; Metazoa; Chordata; Mammalia; Rodentia; Octodontidae. The coding region runs from base 506 to 1717 and encodes 403 amino acids. The record is from RefSeq and is a predicted model, not a curated record. Gene Ontology annotation, molecular function: mRNA binding. Gene Ontology annotation, cellular component: cytoplasm; nucleus.
GGCUCCGCGCCUGUCAAACCCCUCAUUGUUCGCAGCUGAUGUCACUCGCAGUUGUGAGCGGCCGCCUCUCCCGGGGACAAUGUGGGACUGAGCGGCCCAGCCGCCUCGCCGCCGUCGCAGGACAGCCCCAGCGAGCCACAUUCCCAGGGAGCCUCUAGACCUGGAAAAACAGCAGGAACAGGGGCUGCAGGUGCUUUGGAAGGAGCUGGGAAUCUUGUAUAGGCCCCCUUCCCUGCUGGCCACUCUGGCUGUAAGACAUACCUGACUCAAGAAACCAGAGGCUGGAAUUUGUACAGCCUAGGCUGCUCUCCUGCAGUCUCCUCCUAAGCCUCCUCCAUCCAAAGUUAGAUGUGAUGGGUCAUGAUGGGAGGCUGAAAACCGAGGCUGGUCCAUGGCUCUGAGGAUGCUAGGGCAGAUCCUGCAUCCUUGCUGAUGAGCCAGAGCCAGCCAGGCCACAGUGUGGACACACCCCCAGGCCACUGUGGCCCCAGCCCCGCCUGACAGGAUGAGCAGUUCAGAUGCGGGGCUGGAGGAGGAGCCAGAGCUUAGCAUAACCCUCACACUACGGAUGCUGAUGCAUGGGAAGGAGGUGGGCAGCAUCAUUGGAAAGAAGGGAGAAACUGUCAAGCGGAUCAGGGAGCAGAGCAGUGCCCGGAUCACCAUCUCUGAAGGCUCCUGCCCUGAGCGCAUCACCACCAUCACUGGUUCCACAGCCGCUGUCUUCCAUGCAGUCUCCAUGAUUGCUUUCAAGCUGGAUGAGGACCUCUGUGCUGCUCCUGCAAAUGGUAGCAGUGUCUCUAGGCCUCCAGUGACUCUGCGCCUUGUCAUCCCUGCCAGCCAGUGUGGCUCACUGAUAGGGAAGGCUGGCACCAAGAUCAAGGAGAUCCGAGAGACUACAGGUGCCCAGGUGCAGGUGGCAGGGGACCUGCUCCCUAAUUCCACAGAGCGUGCUGUCACCGUGUCCGGGGUGCCUGAUGCCAUCAUCUUGUGUGUGCGCCAGAUCUGCGCUGUUAUUUUGGAGUCCCCACCCAAAGGAGCCACUAUUCCAUACCAUCCGAGCCUCUCCCUAGGUACUGUCCUCCUUUCUGCCAACCAGGGCUUUUCUGUUCAGGGUCAGUAUGGAGCUGUGACCCCUGCUGAGGUCACCAAGCUCCAGCAGCUCUCAGGCCAUGCAGUCCCCUUUGCCUCACCCAGUGUGGUGCCAGGACUGGAUCCCAGUGCACAGACCAGCUCCCAGGAGUUCCUGGUUCCCAAUGACCUGAUUGGCUGUGUGAUCGGGCGUCAGGGCAGCAAGAUCAGCGAGAUCCGGCAGAUGUCAGGGGCACAUAUCAAGAUCGGGAACCAAGCAGAGGGUGCUGGUGAGCGGCAUAUAACCAUCACUGGCUCACCAGUCUCCAUUGCCCUGGCCCAGUACCUCAUCACUGCCUGUCUAGAGACGGCCAAGUCUACCUCUGGGGGGACGCCCGGCUCAGCCCCCGCAGACCUGCCUGCCCCCUUCUCGCCGCCCCUGACGGCCCUGCCCACGGCUCCCCCAGGCCUGCUGGGCACACCCUAUGCCAUCUCCCUCUCCAACUUCAUCGGCCUCAAGCCUGUGCCCUUCUUGGCUCUACCACCUGCUUCCCCAGGGCCACCACCGGGCUUGGCGGCCUACACUGCCAAGAUGGCAGCAGCCAAUGGGAGCAAGAAAGCUGAGCGGCAGAAAUUCUCCCCCUACUGAGGCCAGCUGAGGCACAGGCGGGGGCAGGCAGGACCUCCGGCAGGGUCUGCCUCCACAUCCUACCUGUCCAAGGAAACUCCACCCUGGGGUCCCAAACGCAGCCGCUAAUGCCAGACGCAUGGAUACACCCCCUACCUUGCCCAUCUUUGGAGUUCCUACUUUUGGAAAAGGGGCAGUUUUAGGCCCAGGGUUUUGGGAGCUGCGGCAGCCCUAGGCCAGAGGACCCCAUCUUCAGCUCUGGGAGCAGCCAGGGGCCUCCCUAGUGCCCCACCAUGGGGGAUCCAUGUAUUCUCCAUCCCUUAGGGCUCCCCACCUACUGCCCCUCCCCCCAGUGGGAAUCAAGGAGGCCAGGGGCCAAGCUUCUCUCCAACUCCCUGCAGAUUCCCGCUGCUUCCAUGGAUAACACUUUUUGACUGGAAUGGACUGGCUGGGCAACCCAAAGAGGGGGCUCUGCUGGGUGGCUGGGGGAGUGGCUUGGGGGGCAGGGGCCCAAGCAGCAGACACUCUGUACAGUUUUUUCAAUCCCUGUUUUUGAAUAAAUAUUCUCAGCGACCAG